AUGAAUUUAUCAACAUCGACAUCAUCCGGUACGCUCAUCAUACCGGCUAACAGAAUGACUUCUUCUCUGAGUAAAAAUCUUAUAAACCCAUUGCACAUCGGUGAUGCUUCCCUUCAAAAGUUACGUACAAUUACGACGACACCACUUGUCAAAACCUCGCCUAAUCCAAAACCAACUGUCGUCAUUGUAAAUAAUCAUCUUCCCAUAAAAAAUGAAUCAGCAACACAGCAAACGGUAACUGUCAAUCGUUUACUCUUGUCCAGUAAUAAUUCGAUGGUGAUCAAUGGACAAAACACAAUAACUCUUUCAACAUUAGUGAACAACUUGAACCAAAUCGCUUUGUUACAACAAAACAACCCUACGUCACAACAGAACAGCAUCUCAAAGCUUCUCGAAACGCCUGUCAAUGUGGCUCAGCAGUCGCUUCCACAAAACACAAAUAAAGAAAAUCAAAACGAACAAGUGUUUAAUAAGACGAAAGUCCUGGUCGAUCUGUUGACUUCGUCCAACAUUCAACCACCAUCCAGUUUUGGCUCGACUUUAAUCGAACCAUCAACCCAAACACCUUAUUCGGAUGCAACGCGAACACGAUCAAAGAAACGUGUUAAUCGAAUCAAACGACCGAUGAACGCAUUCAUGGUCUUCUCUCAACUUGAACGGAGAAAAAUCGUACAAUUAGCACCUGAUAUGCAUAACGCCGAGAUCUCGAAAUACUUAGGUGCGCGAUGGAAACGGCUAACGGAAAUUGAACGCCGACCAUUCGUCGACGAAGCUGAACGGCUGAAAAUGUUACAUCUUCGCGAAUAUCCAGAUUACAAAUACAAACCACGUAAACGUCUAAAGAAAGGUGUUCUACCAAGUAAUUCAUCUGUUCAUAUCGACACAUCGGAUGCCUCAUCUUCGGACACUUGCACUCCAAAACUUGAAGUAAUGCAUGAAGAAAAUGAUUCGUUGCUAAAUGAAAGUUUAUUCGCAAUCGAUGAUCCAUUAUCCCAGCAAGCAUUUGAUCCAAUGUUGUUGGAUGCGUUAGCUUCAGCUGAUCCUCAAACACAAGAAGCAUUUUUCAAUCAACUUCAAGCACUUGGUGAUUUCAAACUAUGGGAUAAUCUGGAUCUAUCAAAUACUGAUCCAACUUUUUGA
Molecule: messenger RNA, 1140 nt
Organism: Adineta ricciae
Lineage: Eukaryota; Metazoa; Rotifera; Eurotatoria; Adinetida; Adinetidae
Source: the annotation of a GenBank genome assembly